Salpingoeca rosetta is the source of this 2398-nucleotide messenger RNA. RefSeq lists its product as uncharacterized. The transcript has 3 exons. The coding region runs from base 74 to 1645 and encodes 523 amino acids. NCBI's taxonomy places the organism in Eukaryota, Choanoflagellata, Craspedida, Salpingoecidae. The record is from RefSeq and is a predicted model, not a curated record.
ACACACACACACACACACACACACACGCACACACACACGCACACACACACGGGGAUACAACGCAUUGCGGUCGAUGAGGUUGAGGCGCAGCUGCAGAUCGAGAUCUGCAGGGAGCUGGAUGCUCGGCGUGGCAACACGCCAUGGCGUCGCCGUUGCGCUGUUGCUGUCGACCCUCGCGUGCUCCAGCGUCUUGUUCAGCUCCACAAACGCCGGCACAGUGAUGAUGGAGACGGAGCAUGGCACGCAGCUUGGCUUGCAGCACUUUGACGUGUCCUGGCACAGGCAGAUUUACACCCGCUUUCGGCUGUUCAUGUUCUUCUAUAACCAAACGGGCGCGCCGGACCUUGUGGCCGAGAAGGAGUGCCCGCAAGACACGCCCGAGGUGUGCCACUACCUCUUCAAUCACACCUACAGCGUCGGCCUUCACACAGCGAGGGUGUUUGUGCAGCACCAUUUCUUGGAGGAGCGCUGGGAGCCCGAAGGGUCUGCGGAGGUGACCUUCUUCACCCCGGCCAACCUCACCUCGUGCCAAGUGCAAGGCCCACCAGAGCAGGCCGUGCGGGUGAACGCGCCAUUUGAACUCACGGUGUCCGUGUUCCCGGACCCGGCACUGACGCGCCCGACCACGUAUCGCUGGAACGGCCUCAACCCACACACGGCCGUGGUCACGCACACGCCCAACGUCACGUACGCCCUCAACACCACGGGGGUGCACACCAUCCGCACGGCUGCAGAGAACGAGUGGUCUGCAUCCACGUGCACCUACAACUUGGAGGCGCAGGCGCCCGUGUCCAUCCUGAGCAUCGACGCGAGCAUCACGUCACCCGGCGGUGGGCCUGGGACAAGGAGCAGAAGGGACGACGGCAGUGUCGGCAGUCCUGGCAACACUGACAGCGGCCCAAGUUAUCAUGAUGAUGGUGGCGGUGGUGCUGGCAGUGCUGCUGCACGUGACCAGGCAUACAGCGGAGGUGCGCCAGCGUCGCCAUCAUCGCGAUCGUGGUGGUGGCCGUCGUCAUGGUGGGGUGAAGCCAGAUACGGCAGGGGUGACAGCCACAGUGGUGCUGGUGGUGUUCGUGGUGUUGACCACGAAGGCAGUGGUAUUGGUCGACAGGGCCGACGCCGAGCACCGCGUGCCGUGCAUGCAGUGCCUGUGGAAGAGUUUGGGGACCUGAACAACAUCACCAAGAGCAUGAGUGUGUAUCUUGGACAGGAGCUGCUGAUCAACUGCACCUUUAACGGCACGCGGCCGCUGUUUGCGUACCACUUUUCCGACGACAACACGACUGUGUUUGCGGAGGACGAGUGCCGGGCGUCCCACAUCUUCAACAGCACGGGCAAGCACGUGGUGCUGCUCACCGCCAACAACGCCAUCAGCAUCUCCAACCACGCCCGUCUGAAGGUCUCCGUGGAGCGCCGGGUUGACAAGAUUGUCGUUCCCGCCGUUGCCGCCCCGCUCAUCAUCACCAUUGUUGUCCUCCUCGUCAUGUUCUCCGUGCACAGGUACCACCGGUGGCUCGUGUCGACGCGAGGGCUGGAGGUUGCGCGGCACGACUUUGUCGAGUCGCCGGGAAACCGCAACCGCAACCGCCCGCGCCCGUCUCCGCUGAAGAAGAAAUACGGCACCGUGGAGAUGUUUGCGAUAUGAUCGAUAGUUUGGGGGGAGGAACAGAUGAGAUGCACAUGAUCGGAGAUGGCCGGACAGGGUGAAGUAUCGUGAUAUGUGGGGACUUGGAUGUGGUGGUGGUUCGGAUGAAUGGUGUGGUGUGCGCGUCCUCCUUGGUUGACGGUGUGUUCAUCACCCUGCUCUUUGCUGCUCCUGUGAGCUGCGGGCGGCGACGAUGCCAGCGCCGUUCCGGUUCCCACUGCUGGCUGGGGAUGCGUUUUUGCUUCGCUUCUUGUGGUGUUUGACUUUUGUUUUGUUUUGUUGCUUUGUUGCUUUGAAGUUGACCGCGUAUUUGGCUCUUUUUCGUUUGAGUCCAGUCGUUACCCUUUUCAUAUCUGCACAGGCAGCCAUGAUCACCUGUGCGUGCACACUGUUCAAGCACCUGUCUCAUCGCAUCACCCACUCACCCCACGCACACACACGAACAGAUGCCAUUGCCAUGCUACUCUGCUCUCUCCUUUCCUUUGCUGCUUCUUGUGUUGGUAAUUGCUCACAUUUCGUUGACCGCGUCGCUGUCAGCGCAGUUUUCCUUGCGGUGCCUUUCUUUCUGUUUCAACUGGCUGGCUGCUGUGUGCAUGGUGUUGCGCUGUCGUGACUUGGUGUCGUGCUGCCGGCUGUGUUUGUGUGUUACUGUUGCGCGUCAGCCCCUUGUCCACUCAAAUCAUACAAUAGGAUCUCCGUUUUGCUUUUAUUGCAUUGAAUAAGGUGCAACAGCCAACAACACGCUCGUAGUGC